Atta colombica is the source of this 2521-nucleotide messenger RNA. RefSeq names its product ATP-dependent RNA helicase DDX42. The coding region runs from base 129 to 2435 and encodes 768 amino acids. The record is from RefSeq and is a predicted model, not a curated record. Gene Ontology annotation, molecular function: nucleic acid binding; RNA helicase activity; ATP binding. NCBI's taxonomy places the organism in Eukaryota, Metazoa, Arthropoda, Insecta, Hymenoptera, Formicidae. The transcript has 10 exons.
UGGAAUGUAACGACGCCGCGUAGUUCGUGGCUUUUUUUGCAUGACAGAAAUCUUAUCGUUCGGCUGGUUUGGCAGUGAAAUAAGAUUUGCGAAUGGAUUCGUGAAUUCGUUGUACGACAGUCAACACAAUGAGUUAUCAUCGAGGAAGUGGUAACAAGCCGAAAGGCUUCGGCUUCAGUGGCUUCCAAAUGUCUGGAACAAAAAGAAGUGGCACAAACAUACCUCCACCUCCACCAAAUUCUACUCUGAGUAAACAAGGCUAUCACACGAUGAAUGCCAUUACGGAAAAUGCCUUGUCUGCAUGUUGGGGCAUGCCUAAGAAGCGCAGCAAGACCGAGGAAGAAUACUUUGAAGACGAUGACGAACCUCCAACUUCAUCGUUGGAAUAUAUACCCGCGCCUGGUUCUCCCACAUAUGACUUGAUGAAGAAAUCAGCAACGAAGGAUAACAGUGAUAGUGAGGAGGAUACUUUGGAUGCUUUCAUGGCAGGUAUUGAUGCAGAAGUGAAGCGAAACAAUUACGCGGCUCAGCGUGGUGAUAAUCGUAAAGAAGAUAAAUCUAAAGGAUUUCGGGCAGAUAUUGAUGGAGAAGACGAUGAGGAAAGUUACUACAGGUAUAUGGAAGAAAAUCCAACUGCUGGUUUGCAACAAGAAGAAUCCGAUCAAGAGAUUGAAUACGAUGAAGACGGAAAUCCUAUUGCGCCACCGAAGAAGAAGGAGAUCGAUCCAUUACCUGCAAUUGAUCAUAGUGAAAUAGAAUAUGAAUCAUUCGAGAAGAACUUUUACAACGUGCACGAAGAAAUUGCAAGUUUAAGCAAACAGCAGAUCGAUGAUUUAAAAAAGACUCUGGGUAUAAAAGUAUCCGGACCAUCUCCGCCAAAUCCGGUAACGAGUUUCGCUCAUUUCGGCUUUGACGAUGCUUUGAUUAAAGCUAUCCGUAAAAACGAGUAUACACAGCCUACGCCUAUUCAGGCACAGGCGAUUCCUGCAGCCUUAAGUGGGCGGGAUAUAAUAGGUAUAGCAAAAACUGGUAGCGGUAAAACAGCAGCAUUUAUUUGGCCGAUGUUAGUGCACAUUAUGGAUCAACGUGAAUUGAAAGCUGGAGAUGGCCCGAUUGGUUUGAUUUUGGCGCCAACGAGAGAAUUGUCUCAACAGAUUUAUCAAGAAGCAAAGAAAUUUGGAAAGGUUUACAAUAUUCAAGUAUGUUGUUGUUAUGGAGGUGGCAGCAAGUGGGAACAGAGCAAAGCAUUAGAAAGCGGUGCAGAGAUUGUAGUCGCUACUCCUGGUAGAAUGAUCGAUCUAGUUAAAAUGAAAGCAACGAAUUUAACUAGAGUUACAUUUCUAGUUCUGGAUGAAGCUGAUAGAAUGUUCGACAUGGGGUUUGAACCACAAGUACGAUCUAUAUGUAAUCAUGUGAGACCUGACAGACAAACAUUACUAUUUAGCGCAACAUUCAAAAAGAAAGUGGAGAAGCUCGCUAGAGAUGUUUUAAUAGAUCCCAUUAGGAUAGUACAAGGAGAUGUUGGUGAAGCUAACACUGAUGUAACGCAACAUGUUAUCAUGUUCCAUAACAAUCCUAGUGGUAAAUGGAACUGGCUGUUACAGAACUUAGUUGAAUUUCUAAGUGCUGGCAGUCUUUUGAUCUUUGUCACUAAGAAGCUGAACGCGGAAGAACUUGCCAACAAUCUCAAACUGAAAGAGUUUGAAGUAUUGCUUUUGCAUGGUGAUAUGGAUCAGAUUGAGAGAAAUAAAGUGAUUACGGCUUUUAAGAAGAAGGAAGUCAGUACCUUGGUUGCUACUGAUGUAGCCGCACGAGGCUUGGACAUUCCACAUAUCAAAACUGUCGUAAAUUAUGACGUAGCGCGAGAUAUCGACACACAUACACACAGAAUAGGAAGAACAGGACGAGCCGGUGAAAAAGGUACAGCAUAUACUCUUGUGACGGAAAAGGAUAAGGAAUUCGCUGGACAUUUAGUGAGAAAUUUGGAGGGAGCAAAUCAGGAAGUGCCAAAGAGCUUGAUAGAUCUGGCUAUGCAAAGCGCAUGGUUCAGAAAAUCAAGAUUCAAAGGUGGAAAAGGAAAGAGUUUAAAUGUUGGUGGAGCAGGACUUGGUUUCAGAGGCAGACCCAAUUCGUCAAAUUCGAGUGGAUCGACAUCGCAGGCAUCCAAGGAUAUUAGCGAGGUAGUUAAAAAAUUGGAAAGACAUGGACCUGGUAGCGACAGACUCUCUGCUAUGAAAGCUGCUUUUCGAAGUCAAUAUAAUUCUCAGUUCCGAGCGUCAUCAGAUCACACUUGGGAACAGACGAUCACUCCACCUUCCGUGAUAAUGCCGCCUCCACCAACUGUUCCACCACCAAAACCUGCAACCGAAGAUAACCAAGCUUCCAAUUCCUCGGGACCGGAACGUAAAAGAGUGCGAAAAAGUCGAUGGGAAUGAUCAAGUUAGUGUAUUAUUAUUUGUGCAUAUUAUAUAGCAGGUAUAUACGUUAUAUUAUAACAAAACGAUAAUGAACUGAGAAACUU